Molecule: messenger RNA, 1433 nt
Organism: Durio zibethinus
Lineage: Eukaryota; Viridiplantae; Streptophyta; Magnoliopsida; Malvales; Malvaceae
Product: embryonic stem cell-specific 5-hydroxymethylcytosine-binding protein
Biological process (GO): protein-DNA covalent cross-linking repair
Molecular function (GO): single-stranded DNA binding
Source: RefSeq, a predicted model, not a curated record
ACCUCUGAGAUCCAACGGUAUGACGAGGUUUCUCCAACACUUCGCUUGGAAGCACUAAAAAGAAAACUCCCACACUUGCUUCCCGCCCAUAAAAUAUACUAGUGCUAGCGUAUUCGUACAGUUGACAAAAAACCAAGCAGACAAAAGUUUCAAAGCAAAAAGAGAUGUGCGGAAGAGCUCGUUGUACUCUUCGCGCCGAUGACAUCCUCAUAGCUUCCCAUCGCAACGACGGCCCAGUCCGCCAAGUUAACAUGGACCGGUACCGUCCGUCGUAUAAUGUUGGCCCGGGAAUGAACCUGCCGGUUGUUCGACGGGACGAUGGAUCUAAUUCCGACGGAGUCGUUCUUCACUGCAUGAAAUGGGGACUAAUUCCGAGUUUUACUAAGAAAACUGAUAAGCCUGACUUUUACAAGAUGUUCAAUGCUCGAUCUGAGUCAGUACGUGAAAAAGCUUCUUUUCGUCGUCUCCUUCCUAAAAGCCGGUGUUUAGUGGCAGUUGAAGGAUUCUAUGAGUGGAAGAAAGAUGGGUCGAAAAAACAGCCUUACUACAUUUAUUUCAAGGAUGGUAGGCCUCUAGUGUUUGCUGCUCUUUAUGAUUCUUGGGAGAACUCAGAAGGUGAGAAACUUUACACUUUCACUAUUCUUACUACUUCCUCCUCAUCAGCUUUGCAGUGGCUUCAUGACAGGAUGCCGGUAAUUUUAGGUGACAAGGGAUCAACAGAUACAUGGCUAAAUGCUUCUAAAUUUGAUACUCUGCUUAAACCAUAUGAAAAUCCAGAUUUGGUGUGUUAUCCAGUGACUCCUGCAAUUGGUAAGCUGUCUUUUGAAGGACCAGAGUGUGUUAAAGAGGUACCAUUGAAGACACAGGAAAAGAAUUCAAUCUCAAAGUUUUUCUCAACACGGGAAGUUAAAAAGGAACAAGAAUCAAACAUGGAGAAAAUUUUGUGUAAUGAAUCUGUCAAAACAAAUUUGUUGAAGAACCCAAAGGAGGAACCUAACAGUACAGAUGAUGAAGGAAAUACAUCCUCAACUGAUAAGAGGGACUAUGAUUCAAAAUCUAGUGUUCCCGUCCCAUCUCUCGGGGAUGUGGAAAAGAGCCAAACAAAGAGGGACUACGAGGAGUUUUUAGCUGAUACAAAGCCAUCUAAAGAUGAAAUCGAAACAAGUCCAGCCAGGAAAAAGCAAUCAAUACAUUCGUCCACUGUGUUUGAGACGCCGGCCGAGAAUCCCCAACACGGUGAAAGCCAGAAGUGGACUAACGUCUAAGGUAUCGAAAAUCGGCGGAAUUAUGUUCCUGAACAGGUUCAAAUAAGGAGCACAGAGAUCCCUAAUUGCCGGAAGGGGCUGCUGGUCCCAAGGAAUGUUAGGGAACCAACUGAGCAAAACCCUAACGAUCAAAACCGCACUGUAAAUUUUAAGCCACUUAGCUAAACC